Molecule: messenger RNA, 3306 nt
Organism: Penicillium diatomitis
Lineage: Eukaryota; Fungi; Ascomycota; Eurotiomycetes; Eurotiales; Aspergillaceae
Exons: 2
Coding region: 1-3306 (1101 amino acids)
Biological process (GO): regulation of mitotic cytokinesis
Molecular function (GO): GTPase activator activity
Source: RefSeq, a predicted model, not a curated record
AUGGACCACAUAUCCACGGUAGGUGUUCCUGAUGGCGACCCAGACUUUGAAGCUGGCUCCCACACCCCCACACCUUCCACUCAAAUGGCACAAGUCACAAGUCGGAGGAAAGCUGGCUGUCGGACCAAACUGACAAUGAGAAACCAGCUCUGUGCCCUUAGCACAGUAGGAAUCGCUCCUUCCGGCCUCGCGCUCGGUCGCGUCGAACGAACCAAGUCGGGCCUCUUUCGCCGCAAAACAUUCUCUUACAAUCACGCUGCCCUUCCUUCAGAAUCUUUACCCACGUCCACCCCGACCCGGCCGAAGACCUCACGAUCCAACCGUCCGGUGACCGCCGCCUCCGACUGGUCGCAUUUCGCAGCGCAAGUGUCGGAGAAGCUGGAUGGCUUCCCGCCAGAUGGAUUGCCAGGCCCAGACCUGCCCAGGGCGUCCAUGUCCUUCAGCGCCGCCAGGCGACGUCGGCGCGGGCAAACCAUGAGCAAUCCACCUUUACGAAUCCCCGAAGAAACCUCUGCCGAAUCAUCACUGACCCGAGAAUCUCACCAUCGCCGGCCCUCGUCGAGUUGGCUGCGACGCCUGUCGCUGGCGUCCUUUCAAACGGAAACGCCGUCCACCACAAGUCCCGUCACCCCCUCCUUCAAUGGGUCGGCCAGUCCAAUCCUCCCACGUCCUUCCAGUUCACGCCGAAUGCCCAAUAAGCUUGUCAAGCGCUCGUCCUCGCAACAUUCUAAUGCUAAUCCCCUCUUUGUGAAUACCCCGGUGUCACCGGCGUCAGCCCUUCGCAGGCCAGCCACAAGCCAUCAACGAUCCGAGUCUCAGCGGCUGCAGUCGCCUCUCGCAGUCGACUUUGCGUCUCGAUUCCCUCAGAGUUCACUCGUCGACGACCUGGAAGCCGAGGACUUUGACGUACACCAGCAAUCCGACUGGAAGCCUUACUUGGUGCCACGGACGGAGGAAGUGUCUGACAAGACGGCGCGCAGAUUAUCCACGGCAGCCAGUCCACGGUCCGCAGGUGUGCGGCGGAUCGCUUUUGAUACUGAUGCGCUUCCAGCUUUGGUACUGGCUUCCACGCUCACGUCGGAAUCGUCGCCGCCUCCACAGGAGUAUCAAUCAGUAAUGCCGGCUCCAGUGUUUCGAAAUCCAUUUGGCGCUGAAUUGACCACUGUGAUCAGUCACGCAGAGGAUAAUAUCACCCCCCUCCUUCUUCUGCCGACAUCCCCUCCGGAUAGCAAAGAAGCGGCGCGCAAGCCCCCGCCCCUGGUGAAAGAAGCGGAUUCGAGAAGGGUCAUUGUGAACACGGUCACAGCGUCCGGGACACCCAUUCCUGGCCGGUCUCGGGCUGGUUCCUUGAAAAGGGUCAAGGGGAGAACGUUUUCGAUCCCUCGAACGGAGAUGCUGAAGCUGCGAAGUAUGGUGCCCAGCCCGCCACAGGCACCGUCACGCCGUAAUAUCACCGAUCCCUCUGUCUUUCGCCGCCCAUAUCCACUGUCGCCCCCACCGCUGGCCGUGCCUGUGUUUGGUCGUGAUCCGUUGAUGGCCCAGCGUUCCGUCUCGUACGAUUACAACGUUGGCAUGCGCACGCAACGUUCUCUCACGUCGGAUGCAGUCGCUGUGUCGGCGUGGCAGCAUUCGACGCGUCCAGAUAGCUACACUUACAGUUCCCUUCGUCGCCUGGAGAAUCGGCAUUCCAUCGCCGCGUCAGUGCCUUCGUCAACCGUCAUCGGAUCAGACGAUACGCGUAUCUUCACUUCCAGUGAUGAAUGCGAGACCGAUACCAUGACGGAUUAUUGGGAUUCGAUCCAGACCCGGGGCACAGGUCGCGGAGGACUCAAAGGGCUCCAUAUCGAGUCGUUGUUUGACAAGGAAGGAGCGCGGCUCACGAACGAGGAAGUCGCGACUCUCGAGGAUCUUCUGCCAAAUGGCUCGUUUGCCUCUCGGUUGUACCCAGAUACCCCUCUCUUCCCCAACUCGCUUGUUCCUGCCGUGGCUCAGGUGCAUCUCAAUGAUGACUCUUGGGUGUCCGAUGCCGGAACGGAGAAUGCAAGCAUGAUCGGGGCCCUUCCUGGUGAGCCCAAUGGACCUCCCCUACUGUCUCGUCGAUACGGUAGUCGGGGGUUAUCCGGGCACAAUCCCUCUCAAUUCAUGCUUUCCGAACCAGACCCUGGAUCCCCCGUGGCCGAGUCAUUCACGAGUCAAAAAAUGAAUAUCUUUGACUGGUCUGAGCAAGGUCGCCUCGACCGUGAUUCAGCUGACACGGAAGCGCGCCCGCGGACUAUGCAGGGUAAGCAAAGUGCCGUCAACCGGGGCAGUCGUGCAGCCUGUCGAAAGGUCCCCUCUUCGAUCCAUCUUCGCAGCCAGAGCGUGCCGGUGGCCCGGGAGCUACCCGUAAGUGAAUCUCGGCAGCCUUCUGGCAAGUUCGGCACAUGGGGCUUAGGGUCCAAGGGUGUCAGUGAGGACUGGGACAGCGACUUUGAGUUUGAAGACGGUGAAGAGCCCACGGCGAGUAACGACUCCCAGAGCACCGAGCCCGAGACAUCCACCCAGGGCAUGAUGGUGCCCAAGGCCAUUCUGGAGCGCCAGGCCAGUCUGCGUGGUCAGUUUGGUCAAGUGCAAGAACUCACAUUGCUUGUGGAGGAGUUGAAGCGACUCCGUCAUCAAGCGAGCGGUCUGAAUAUUCUGUCGGGCUCGUCGAGUGAAUUGUGGCAGGAGGCAGAGGGCAUUGUCAACCUCGCGACGAUAGACGACGAGGACGAACAACAUUCCCCACCUGGAUCGCCCUCUUCACUGACAUUCAGUUUCGAUGAUUCUGAGUAUGACGGUAAUCGCACCCAUUCCAAACGAACGAGUGACAAUUCCUGGCCAGAAGACCAUGAUCAACCGGGCACUCGGGCGCAAACCACCCCAUCCAAGCAGCGCCACGACAGUCAUCCAGAUGAUUCCUGGCAACUUGGUGCUCCCUAUGGCGCUCAAGCCGACGAAUCGACACCAUCAUAUCUUGUUAAAAAUUCCCCACGAUCCAAGUCUGUUCUUGACAUUCUCUCAGCCACCCGCCAAAGUAACGACGAUUCUUUGGCGCCGUCCCCGCGCACGCAAAAACUUCCUUUUGAUACCCAAUCUCUUCGCGACCUUGUAAUUCGGGCCGGAGUUGUCACACGCGCUUUGAAAGAUGUUAUUCGCAAAGCCGAAGGUGUCGACUCGAGUCCACCAACCGACUUCCCGGCCGACCCUCCCUUUAGAAGAAUAUUCGAUCAACCUUCUCAUGAUGACCUCGCCGAUUUCGAACUUGCCUUGGCGGAGAUGCAAUGA